UUGCAGCUUGCAAAAGUGGCUACAUUAAGUGUAAAAAUACAGAGGGAAGAGAAGGAAAGAAGGGCAGUUUGUUGUUUCUUGUUUAUUUAUUUAUAAAGCACAAUUAAAACAAUGCAAUGUUGACCAAUGUGCUGUAAAAUCACACAAUAAAAUUACACACAUAAAAAAAUAUUUGCAAGCACCUUCAUUGAGAUAAGAAUAAAGCUGUGGUUUUGGUCUACAGAAGUGGGAGGAGUCAGCGUAGCCUUUGUUCUUCAAGCAGUCAUAGCUCAGGUUCAGCAUUUCCAGACAAGAAAAUGUGAUGAUGGAGCUUAGUUUAGGCUUCAAUUCAACCUCUAACAGCACUGCUGUGGGUUCAGAACAGAUCGCUCCUGCUGUAGUUCUGGGUUUGUGCUGUUUGGUGGGUUUACCAAGCAACAUCGCAGUAAUCAUCAGCAUUGCUCGUGAGUGGAACAAAAAUUUGAGCUUUACCUUAAAACUAAUGGUAAACCUUGCUGUCUCUGAUGCUUUGACCCUUUGCUUGGCUCCUGUGGUGCUGUGUGGAAUAGUGUUUGGAUGGAAACUCGGCCUUUGGUCUUGUAGGUUCUUAUUCUUCUUGGGUCACUGGAGUCUGUAUGUUGGAGUCCUGACGGUCACCUCCAUGAGUGUUCACCGCUUUCACAAUGUCAUCAAGUCCAGAGUCACUAACAGGAUGAUACUGCACAGACUGGAGAGACGGCACAGACGCCUUCAGCUGAUUGGCAUCUGGAUUCUAGCCUUUGUUUUUGCCCUACCAAUAUUUUUCACUCAAGGAGUCAAAGACAGGGAUGGAUUGCAGAGAUGUCAGAGGGCAAUGGAGUCACGGUCUGUAGAAGUGACUGUUUUGCUUUUUGAGAUCCUGUUGGGGUUCAUCAUCCCAUUAUUGAUCAUGUUAACAUGUUAUCUUUGGUUGCACAAAGGUUUGAGCCAAAAAGUCAAGAGCUCCAGUCUAACUAGAGCUCCACAGGACCAGGAACCCAGAAAUCAGGGGUCAAAGGUUAGGACUUACAAGAAGAGACUUGUGAUCAGCAUCGUUGUGGCUUUCUUUCUGUUAUGGACUCCUGUACACAUCAUCAAUGUGAUUGAUAUAGUUACUACUCUCACUAAAACUUCUCAUCCAGAUGUUCAUUCCCAAAUGAAGUCCUUCCGUAGAGUUUGUGGUGAUACAAGCAAGACUCUGGCUUUGCUAAACUGCUGUCUGAAUCCUUUUCUCUAUGUUUUCUUUUCAAGGAAUGUCAUAAAGUGUAGUAAGUAGAACCCCCAAUUGUUUAUUUCAGUUACAAAUUUAAAUAAUUAUUUUUAAGUUGUAAACCUUGUCUGCUAACAAAAUUGAGAUCGGUUUGCUUUAAAAAAAUAUUUUCUAUUGUAAAAAGCAGCAUGAAUGCAAUCUUUUAUCUGUGCUAUGCCAAAGG
Molecule: messenger RNA, 1430 nt
Organism: Megalobrama amblycephala (Wuchang bream)
Lineage: Eukaryota; Metazoa; Chordata; Actinopteri; Cypriniformes; Xenocyprididae
Product: leukotriene B4 receptor 1-like
Exons: 1
Coding region: 302-1273 (323 amino acids)
Biological process (GO): G protein-coupled receptor signaling pathway; immune response
Cellular component (GO): membrane
Molecular function (GO): G protein-coupled receptor activity
Source: RefSeq, a predicted model, not a curated record